AUGUUUUCUCAAAGACCAUUUUUACCUACUGGGGCUGCAAUACCUGUACCUUCUUCCAACAGUGGUAGUAAUAAUAACAGUACUAUCAAUUUGAGUGGCAGCAAUAGUGGUAAUACUAGUAAUAGUAAUAAUAAUAAUAACUCUCAUAAUAGUGGAAGUGGCAAUCAUACUAAUUAUUUCACUUCACAUCAACAUUCUGUUAACUCAAAUUCUAAUACGAAUACAAAUACGGUUACAAAUUCAAAUUCCAGUUCAACGACUACUACAAAUACAACAACUACAAGCACGACUACAAGGAGAAGAGGUUCAAGUUUAAACAUGCUGUUAAAUACUUUUGGAAUAAGACAAACCUCUCACGGUAAUAAUAAUUCAAAUUCUGAUUUAACUCGUACAUCGGCAAAUUCUAAUGAUAAUAGUUCGAAUACCAAUAAUAGUAAUAGUAAUAGUAAUAAUAAUAAUAAUAAUAAUAAUAAUAAUAACACUAGUAGAAAUGAAAAUGACUCUUCACGAUCAAAUUUGUUGAAUAGUGCUUCCUUAUCUGCAGCUACUACUGGAAAUAACGAUUUUUACCAACUACCAAUUUCUUUAUCAUUAACUGGCCCAAAUGAAAAUAUUAACAUUUCAUAUACUGAAAAUUCAAAUAAUGAUAACUCAAAUAAUGCUAAUGCAAAUAUCUUGGGUGUAUUUUCCACUUCCCCAUUGGGUAUCUCAAAUUCUGGCAUCAAUAAUUCGACCUCCAGCAAUAUUAAUAACAAUAAUAAUAGUAAUUCUGCAAACUUUUCAACAAGUAAUUUAAAUCAUCACGACUCUUCUAUUAAUGAUAUUAAUUUGGAUAGUAGCAAUGCUCUAAGAAACUUACGUCAUUAUAUAUAUGCGGCUGAUCAACAAAAUCCUGAUGCUUUAUUAGAUUUAGAUUUACCUAGAACUGGUCGUUCUCCAGAAGAAGUUGAUGCAGAAUCAAUAAAACAAAGAAAGGAUAAAAACGGUUUGUUCAGCAUCAGAUUAACACCUUUUAUCGACAAUUCUACUUCAUCAAAUCCAGGUCUAUUUUUUGAUCCUGUUAUUAGAACCGCUGGUCCAGGUUCUCAGCUUGUUAUUGGUCGUUAUACAGAACGUGUCAGGGAAGCUAUCUCGAAAAUUCCUGAACAAUAUCAUCCUGUGGUUUUUAAAUCUAAAGUCGUCUCAAGAACUCAUGGUUGCUUUAAAGUAGAUUCGCAAGGAAAUUGGUACAUUAAAGAUGUAAAAUCAUCAAGUGGUACAUUCUUAAAUCACCAAAGAUUAGCACCAGCAGCAACAUUAUCAAAGGAUACCUUAUUACAAGAUGGUGAUAUUUUACAAUUAGGCAUGGACUUCCGUGGAGGCACUGAAGAAAUUUAUCGUUGUGUUAAAAUGAGAGUCGAAUUAAAUAAAUCUUGGAAAAGAAGGGCAAAUGCGUUCAAUAAGGAAGCCUUACAGAGAAUUAGAAAUUUACAAAAGUUAACUGUAGGUUUAGAGGAAGAAGAUUGUUCAAUCUGUCUAUCAGCAAUCAAACCUUGCCAAGCUAUAUUUAUUUCACCAUGUUCUCACAGCUGGCAUUUUCAUUGUAUAAGAAGGUUGGUUAUGAUGUCGUACCCACAAUUUGUAUGUCCAAACUGUAGAUCUAGUUGUGACUUGGAAGCUUCGUUAGAGAGUAGCAGUGAAUCCGAAAGUGAUGACGAUGACGGCGAUGAAGAUGAUGAUAUUGAUAUGGAUGAUGAAGAUGCAGAAGGUACAGAAUGA
This is a messenger RNA of Vanderwaltozyma polyspora DSM 70294, 1758 nucleotides long. It is a transcript of the gene DMA2, whose product is annotated as ubiquitin-conjugating protein DMA2. Gene Ontology annotation, cellular component: cell division site; mitotic spindle pole body; cytosol. The transcript has a single exon. The coding region runs from base 1 to 1758 and encodes 585 amino acids. Lineage: Eukaryota; Fungi; Ascomycota; Saccharomycetes; Saccharomycetales; Saccharomycetaceae. The record is from RefSeq and is a predicted model, not a curated record. Gene Ontology annotation, molecular function: protein binding; ubiquitin protein ligase activity. Gene Ontology annotation, biological process: ubiquitin-dependent protein catabolic process; negative regulation of septation initiation signaling; protein ubiquitination.